UUGCUAGCGAUAGGUCAGGUUUGGUAGAACUUCAAGCUUUCCUCACCCAGAUUAGAUGCAAAAGACCAGAAACUUGUGCAGAUCUCAUCUACUCGCUUCUGCAAUACACCUCUACACAGUUUUUACAUAUCUAUAUCUAUAAUUAGAACGAGAGAGAGAGAGACAGAGAGAUGAAUAAGUGGGAAGAGGUAGAUCUGGAUGAAGUCGAUUGGAUGGUGUGAUAGGGAAAGAAUAAGUUUGUACUAAUAAUUUCUGUGAAUCAGGAAGGGAAGUUACAAACGUUAUCAUCUUCUUUCCUAUUCCACCCAUCCCAUUGAUUUCAUCUACUUCCUCCCCUUCCCCUUUUUUCUUAGCCUUCCUUUUUCUUCCAGAUCUAAGAUUGGCUCUUUCGUUCUUAUCUUUUUUGGAUGUAAUAUUAUUAACCUUGUUUUCACAUCUUUCUAUUAAGUUGCACACUCAUAUAUGUAUUUGAUGAUAUAUGAGCAUACACAUGAUUAAUCACUGAAAUUACAUAUUGAUAAGAUGUGAUAACUUGAAAUCCUACUUCUGUUACAAAACAUGGCAACGAAAGACUUGUAGGUAGGGUUUGUUCUCUUUGAUCUGACAAAUGACAUUUGAGUUUAGAUUAAACCUUUGCUUUCGUUAGUAAGCCUAUUGGGCAGCCGUUAAUCGUUAUCAUAUCCGUGUUGUAUGAACUAUGAACUGUGCCUAAUUCUCAUUAGGUAACUAUGAACUCUGCCUAAUUCUCAUUAGGUGGGCUUGAAUCGGAUUUAUUACUCUCACAUAAAUAAUAAAUAAUAAUAAUAAUAAUAAGUCCCUUUUUAAUUAUCACAUUGCGUAAAAAACACACAUCUUAGGAAUUAUAUUGUGUAACUUGUUUGCAUGCAUACAUCUAAUUUUUUACUUAAAUUAAAUAAAUGACAUAAAAAUGGAAAGUAAAUAAAUUAAUAAAAUGUUUGGAUUUAAAUUUGAAGCUCGGGAGAAAAAUUAGCGUUCUCAACUUUUAAAAAAGACUAGCAUUCUUGACAUAAGCAACUUCUGCUUUCCGGAAACAACCUUGUUAAAUUAACAAUAAGCAACUUCUGCUUUACUAAUUGGGAUUUGGAUCUCAUCAGUGAUAUAUUUGAAGAGAGAGAUCGUGAUUGUAUUUUUAAUACAGUGGUAGAGCAAGACUUGGACACUGAUGUGUUGAGUUGGAAAUUGGAAGCUUCAGGCCAAUUCUCAGUUAAAAGUGCUUAUAAAAUGUUACAAAAACAGAAAGGGUACUGGGAGCAGAGUCUCGAUGGUGAUUUCUGGAAAAGAUUAUGGAAAGUUCCAGCUCCUCCUAAAGUGCUUAAUUUUGUUUGGAGGGCGAUUAAUUCUGCUCUUCCUACAAAGGUUCAAUUGCAGUCUAAACACGUUCAAAUUAACAGUAUCUGCCCAGUCUGCAAUGAGGGGGAUGAGUCAAUAUUACAUGCUUUGGUUCAGUGUAGGGUGGCAGCUAAUUGUUGGAAGUGUGUUGAUCGUAACAUUGGAGGAAAUGUGAACAUGGAUUUCUCAUCAUGGUUGAAGGACAGAAUGGAAGGACAGGACAAAGGUGGAAAGAUCUGAAAAUUGUUGCCAAGGCGUGGGAAUAUCUUUCACAGUGGACAGCAGCUCAAAGUAGGUCUUCAGGACCAUCACUUCAACCUUCAUUUCCAGGUGAUGGUGCAAUUCUUUGGGUAAAGCCACAAUUAAAUGAAGUAAAGAUAUCAGCAGACGCAGCAGUGUUUCAGGACCAGGGCCAGUCAGGUAUAGGUCUUAUUGCUAGAGACCAUCACGGACAUCUUCUUUUAGCUCGUACCAGAAGCUUUCCAGCAGUGAUAAAUCCAAGUUUGGCUGAGGCAAUGGCGGUUAAGGAAGCAUUAAGUUGGGCCAAAGAAAUGCGGGGGAGAUCAGUUACUGUUGAAUCUGACUGUUUGGUGGUAAUUCAAAUGAUCCGUAGUGCUGCUCCCAUGAGAUCAAGGGUAGGGCAGGUAAUAGAGGAGUGUAGAAAAUUGGUUUCUGAUAUUAACAACUUGAAGUUGCAGUUUGUAAAACGGUCUGCGAAUAUGUCAGCUCACGAAUUAGCACGUGGGUCACAUAUGUAUCCUGAUCGUAUUUUUGAUUGGAUUUCUGUUCCGAUCAAUGUCAAAAAAUGUAUUCAGAAUGAUUUGAUUUAAUAAAAUCUUGCAUUUCGUC
Daucus carota subsp. sativus is the source of this 2199-nucleotide messenger RNA. RefSeq lists its product as uncharacterized. Lineage: Eukaryota; Viridiplantae; Streptophyta; Magnoliopsida; Apiales; Apiaceae. Gene Ontology annotation, molecular function: nucleic acid binding; RNA-DNA hybrid ribonuclease activity. Bases 1542 to 2180 code for a protein of 212 amino acids. The record is from RefSeq and is a predicted model, not a curated record. The transcript is spliced from 2 exons.